Coffea arabica (coffee) is the source of this 1048-nucleotide messenger RNA. RefSeq names its product glutathione S-transferase U25-like. Gene Ontology annotation, biological process: glutathione metabolic process. Lineage: Eukaryota; Viridiplantae; Streptophyta; Magnoliopsida; Gentianales; Rubiaceae. The record is from RefSeq and is a predicted model, not a curated record. Gene Ontology annotation, molecular function: glutathione transferase activity. Gene Ontology annotation, cellular component: cytoplasm.
GUCAAGUCCUUGAAGUGCCCACCAAGAAACUUCGAUGUCAGGAAAACCAUAACAAAUUUCCUAUAAAUACAACUCUGCAGUGUCUCCCUUCUAUCAAACAACACCCGAAAAUUGCUCUUUUACCGAACCACUCCAAGUCUCCAACCCUUUUCCUUUCCUUUCGUUUUUCUAGAAAAGAUUCAGGUUUUGCAAAGCCCGUAAGAAUGGCUGAUGAAGUGAUUGUGUUGGACCAUGAACAUAGUCCUCCUGCUAACAGGGUCAGAAUUGCAUUGAAAGAAAAGGGCGUAGCCUUCGUGUCCAAACAAGAAGAUUUGCCGAAUAAGAAGAGUUCAUUGCUCUUAGAAAUGAACCCGGUGCAUAAACAGAUCCCUGUCCUAAUUCACAAUGGGAAGCCAGUUUGUGAAUCCCUCAUCAUUGUUGAAUACAUUGAUGAAGUCUGGAAUGACAAAUCUCCUUUGCUGCCAACUGAUCCUUAUGAGCGAGCUCACUCAAAGUUCUGGGCUGAUUAUAUAGACAAAAAGAUCUAUACUUCUGGAAGACCAGUGUUGACAACCAAGGGUGAAACCCAGGCAGCAGCCAUGAAAGAACUAAUAAGCAGCCUCAAAAUAUUGGAUGCAGAGCUUGGAGACAAACCUUACUUUGGGGGAAAGACUUUUGGCAUCACAGAUAUUGCCUUUAUACCCUUCUACAGCCGGUUUUAUACCCUGGAGAAGUUUGGAAACUUGAGCAUGAAUGAGGAGUGCCCAAAACUUGUUGCAUGGGGUGAAAGGUGCUUGCAGAGGGAAAGUGUAUCCACCACUAUGCGUAAUCAGUAUGAGACUUAUGACUUCAUGUUGGAGAUAAGGAAGAAGCUUGGAGUUGAGUGACCAGAAGCUUUGUGAUUUUCUCUGCGCAUCUCUUUUCCAUCUUCAUUCAUGAAAAAAACAAAAAAUUUGCAGGAUUAAGAAGAAUAAAUGUUACUUCCACCGUAGUUUUGAAGAUUCAGUUUGUGAUAACUUGUAUGGUUACUAUUAUAUUCAAAUAAACAUACAGACGAUGUUUAAUAUAA